This is a messenger RNA of Salvelinus fontinalis (brook trout), 2592 nucleotides long. Its product is annotated as zinc finger protein 14-like. The coding region runs from base 185 to 2296 and encodes 703 amino acids. Lineage: Eukaryota; Metazoa; Chordata; Actinopteri; Salmoniformes; Salmonidae. The record is from RefSeq and is a predicted model, not a curated record. The transcript has 5 exons.
UGUGGGCGGGUUCUGAGUAGGCAUGAGUUCGAAAUUUAAAUUACUCCCGAUUUUUGAGCUAGACCUGGCAACCCUUCAUCUACUCUUGUCCUGUGCGUUUGGUAGUCGAGCGAGCAGUAGUUUUCAUUUCAGACCCAAAAGAGUUUUAAAAAUCUCACCCAACAGCUUUAAAAAAAAGUAAAAUAUGCCAAGGAAGUGUGUUGUUGCUGGGUGCAGUAAUACCCAUAAGGACGGGGUUACGACUCAUUUGUGGCCCAAAAACGACAAGCUCGCAUUGAAGUGGGAUCGGUUUGUCCGGUUGACGCGAGUGGAUUGGAUUAAGGGAACCACGGCCACUACUGUAUGCGGUGCUCAUUUCACCCCGGAGGACUUCGAUGGCUAUAACCAGUGGAAGGCAGGAUUCGGAAUGAGACUCCGACUGAAACCAUGUGCUGUGCCGACUGUGCAUGUGAAGCCUGCCAUUGCAACCUCGGUUUCUGACCAACCAAACAUUACGUCAAGAACGUCAUCAGUAAUGAAGAUAAACCGGGUGGAAAACGUGACGUUGGACGUGAUGACAAAAUAUGAGGGAUGUCAAUAUGAAACAACAACAUGCAACAUUACAGUACCAUCGCCUCCAAGAUGCGCAGUGGUACCGCUAAAACACAACGUGUCAACACAGGCUUAUUACUACAGAGAAGAAAAGAAAAACAAAGCCGUCCAAGUCUGGCCAAUCCGGAAGAAUGUCGGAGUCAAUACUUCCUUUACGGAGGACAUACCAUGGAAGGAAGUGAACCGUUUACACUCUGUUGCGGUGUACAUGGCCAGGAAGUACGUGGUCUAUGAAGACUGCCUCCUUCCAUUGUUCAAGACUUGUCCGGUCUGUCGCAGCUCCUGCAGCAUCGACAAGUUCAUCCAAGAUACCCUGCUCACCAUCAACCAGUUCUGCAACCACUGUGACCACCGGAGCCAAUGGAAGAGCCAGCCCUUUAACCUCCCAGCUAGAUACCUGUCCUCUUCAGCAGCUGCAACAUCGACUGGCACAACGGAUGCUUCGAUUGGCAUAACAACUGGCACAUCCACUGACGCUCUGACUGACUCCUCCACUGGCCCAACUUGCACCUUCAAUUCUCAGACCCUGAAGACAGCGGAGGACGGUGAUCUUUUGUUGGAGAAUUACGAUGGCGAUAUUUGCAACAAGGGUCUGGAGGACGUGUUUGAGACAACCUUCUGUAUGCAUGACGACGUCAAAGCCAUGAAGAAGAUAUGUCAACGUCAGUCCUUGGAGGAGGAGGAGGAACAGGAGGAGACUAAGGAGGAGGAGGAACAGGAGGAGACUAAGGAGGAGGAGGGCUCCGAUGUGGAGUGGCAACCUGAGGUUGAGUUAAGUGCUCUUCUAGCCUCAGAUUCCGAAUGGGAUUCCCGAGCGCUCUGCCCGGAUUGUGGCACGUUUAUCAAAGGCUCCAAGGCUCACGUCUGCGAGCAUGCCAAGCCGUUUGUCUGCCAGGACUGUGGCAAGCGGUUUGUUAACGAGACCUCUCUCAACAGUCACCGAAUAAUCCACAAGCCAGGCUACGUGCACGGGUGCAAGUACUGCCUCAAGCCAUUCCAGAGCAGGCCGGAGAAGCUGAGGCACGAGGAGUGUCACCCGAGUGUAGAAAAGACCUACGAAUGCCCCGACUGCGCCAUACGAUUCAGUGACAUUAAAGCACGGGACGGCCACCUUCAAAGCCACAGAGGGCCCACAUGGUACAUUUGCGACAUCUGCAAAAUGGAGUUUACAAGGAGUAGCUACCUGGAAAGACACAUGCUAGUCCACAGCGGGGAGAAGCCCUACACAUGCCCAGAGUGCCAGCACUCCUUCAACCAGGCGAGCCACCUCAAGUCUCACAUGCGCCUUCACACGGGCGAGAGGCCGUACAAGUGCCAGCAUUGUGACAAGUACUUCAACCACAACGUGAGUCUGAAAAGCCACGUCCAGCGCUACCAUCCGGACCCUGCCUCUGGGAUCAAGGAGAAGAAACGGGAGCCAGUCUCAAACUCAGACACUCUGACUGAACAACAGCUAGUUGUUCAGUCAGAGGAGAGUCGAAAGACAAAUACAGGGUCUGGGCAGGAAAGAGUGAAGAGGGUAGGGAGGAAGAGGAAACGCCUGACCUUUGACCCUGAGGAGUUGGGGGAGAGUGAGCGCAACAGUGACUCAGACUUCAACCCAGGGGCAGAAGAGGGCAGUAGUAACAAGACUACAGGCAGACCAAUAGGCAGGCCGAGAAUGAGACCAAGGACCACCAGAGAUGUAUACGGGAAGUGUGACUAAAGCAUGAUGGAUCCAAACUGAAUGAACAGUGGGAGGAGGACAGGGGGACCAAAAGGAAGGCCACAAGGGGGAGAGGGAGACCAAGAACCAUUGAAAAGAUGCAUGAGGGAGCUGCUUGCAAAGAGCUUGAUGAAUCAAACCUGAAUGAUUAAGUGCCAUCAAUAGAGACGGCUCUUUCUGAACUUUUAGAGUUGUUGGCCAAUUCAAAAUGUAGAUGAGGCUUUUGACCCGAUGCUAAAUUAACUGUUAGUUAUUGAGGAUUUGUCUGUCCCCCCCCCCCCCCCUAUAUUUUUUAC